Messenger RNA from Lepus europaeus (European hare), 2358 nucleotides. It is a transcript of the gene PIGS, whose product is annotated as phosphatidylinositol glycan anchor biosynthesis class S. Gene Ontology annotation, biological process: attachment of GPI anchor to protein. NCBI's taxonomy places the organism in Eukaryota, Metazoa, Chordata, Mammalia, Lagomorpha, Leporidae. The transcript is spliced from 12 exons. The record is from RefSeq and is a predicted model, not a curated record. Bases 24 to 1691 code for a protein of 555 amino acids. Gene Ontology annotation, cellular component: GPI-anchor transamidase complex.
GGCCUGAGCAGCCGGAAGGCAGGAUGGCGGCCGCCGCGACCUCGGCUACGGAUAUAGAGGUGGUUCGGGGCAGGCGCGCCGCCCUCUUCUGCGCUGCGGUGGCCAUCGUGCUGGGGCUGCCGCUCUGGUGGAAGACCACGGAGACCUACCGGGCCCCUUUGCCUUACUCCCAGAUCAGUGGGCUGGAUGCCCUGCAGCUGCGGCUCAUGGUGCCCGUCACCGUCGUGUUUACCCGCGAUUCGGUGCCCCUGGACGACCAGGAAAAGCUGCCUUUCACCGUUGUGCAUGAGAGAGAGAUCCCUCUGAAAUACAAGAUGAAAAUCAAAUGCCGUUUCCAGAAGGCCUAUCGGAGGGCUUUGGAUGAAGAGGAGGAAGCCCUGUCACUGGGCAAUGUGCAAGAGGCUGAAGCUAUGUUGGCUGAGCCCCAGCAGCAGGUGGAGGGCUCUCUGACUGUGUACGUGAUCUCUGAACAUUCCUCACUUCUUCCCCAGGAUAAGAUGAGCUACAUUGGGCCAGGGCGGACAGCGGUUGUGCGGGGCAUAAUGCACCGGGAGGCCUUGAACAUCAUGGGCCGCCGCAUCAUCCAGGUGGCCCAGGCCAUGUCCUUGACAGAGGAUGUGCUUGCUGCUGCUCUGGCCGACCACCUUCCGGAGGACAAGUGGAGCUCCGAUAAGAGGCGGCCUCUCAAGUCCAGCUCGGGCUAUGAGAUCACUUUCAGUUUACUCAACCCAGACCCCAAGUCCCAUGACGUCCACUGGGACAUCGAGGGGGCUGUCCGGCGCCAUGUACAGCCUUUCCUGAGUGCCCUCAGUGCUGCUGGCAACUUCUCUGUGGACUCUCAGAUCCUUUACUAUGCGAUGUUGGGGGUAAACCCCAGGUUUGACCCGGCUUCCUCCAGCUACUACUUGGCCAUGCACAGCCUCCCCCAUGUCAUCAACCCAGUGGAAUCUCGUCUGGGAUCCAGCGCUGCCUCCCUGUACCCUGUGCUCAACUUUCUCCUCUACGUGCCUGAGCUUGCCCACUCACCCCUGUACAUUCAGGACAAGGAUGGGGCUCCAGUGGCCACCAACGCCUUCCACAGUCCCCGCUGGGGUGGCAUUAUGGUAUACAAUGUUGACCCCAAAGCCUACAAUGGCUCCGGGCUACCAGUGAGAGUCGAGGUGGACAUGGUACGAGUGAUGGAGGUGUUCCUGGCGCAGUUGCGGCUGCUUUUUGGGAUUGCUCAGCCCCAGGUGCCUCCAAAAUGCCUGCUUUCAGGGCCCAAGAGUGAAGGGCUAAUGACUUGGGAGCUAGACCGGCUGCUCUGGGCUCGGUCGGUGGAGAACCUGGCCACAGCCACUACCACCCUCACCUCUCUGGCCCAGCUCCUGGGCAAGAUCAGCAACAUUGUCAUCAAGGACGACGUGGCAUCUGAGGUGUACAGGGCUGUAGCCGCGGUCCAGAAGGCAGCAGAAGAGUUAGCCUCUGGGCACCUGGCGUCUGCCUUCGUCGCCAGCCGGGAGGCUGUGACGUCCUCUGAGCGGGCCUUUUUUGACCCCUCGCUCCUCCACCUCCUCUAUUUCCCUGAUGACCAGAAGUUUGCCAUCUACAUCCCGCUCUUCCUCCCCAUGGCCGUGCCCAUCCUCCACUCCCUGGCCAAGAUCUUCCUGGAGACCCGGAAAAACUGGAACAAAUCUGAGAAGACAGACUGAGCAAGGCGGCAUCUCAGCAGGCAGCCUCGCUUCUGGCCCAGACGGGAAGGGUUCCGUAGAGGCACGUGGAUGGGGCCUGUGGGGAGGGACUGACUGCCUCUCCAGCAACCCAAGUACACCACUCCAAGAUGGGCUCAUCUUCCCUCCCCUCCCCAGCCCCUUGGCUCAGGUCCCUUCCCCACCUCCUUAUCUGACUUGAACUUGAAGGCCUCUGCCAAUCUCCCUGGAGGCGGGGGCAGCUCGCCUCUCCAUAAAGCAGGGGAAAACCCUGGGUUAGAUUCCAGCCUGUUCCCCUGCGUUUCUCUCUGACCGCAGCAGGGGAGAGCGGUAGCAUUGCUGUCACUGACGGGGUACGGCACAGGUCACCUCCGGGAGGUUCUGCCUGAUUCCUCUCCCUUCUGGCUGACUUGUUGGGUGCAGCCUGACCGGAGCCCAGGAUCUGGUGCUGUGUGUAGCAGUUUCCCUUCACGCUUGCCGAGAGGCAGUGUGGUAAGUUCCAGACUCGGAAUCAAACAGGCCUGGAUUCAUAUCCUCGCUUCUGCAGUAUUGUUUGGGGAGCUUUGGAUAAGCCACUUAAUCUCUCUGAGCCUGUUUUCCGUUUGUUCAAAUGACACGAUGAUACCUCCCUUCCAGGGUGGCUGUGAGGAUUAAAUGUGAUAAGCACGUG